Molecule: messenger RNA, 759 nt
Organism: Penicillium oxalicum
Lineage: Eukaryota; Fungi; Ascomycota; Eurotiomycetes; Eurotiales; Aspergillaceae
Product: glutathione S-transferase family protein
Exons: 3
Coding region: 1-759 (252 amino acids)
Source: RefSeq, a predicted model, not a curated record
AUGUCCCAGCCUAACAUCACUCUCUAUACCACCCAGACUCCCAACGGAAUCAAAAUCUCGAUUGCUCUGGAAGAGCUGGGAUUGCCCUACAAGGUUGAGAAGAUCGAUAUUUCCAAAAAUACACAGAAGGAAGACUGGUUCCUCGAAAUCAAUCCCAAUGGCCGUAUCCCCGCCCUGACCGACACUUUCAGCGAUGGCCAGACCAUUCGCCUCUUCGAGUCUGGUAGCAUUCUGCAAUACUUGGUCGAGCGAUAUGACCCUGAUCACAAGAUUUCUUAUCCUGCGGGCACCCGCGAAUACUACGAGACCAACAACUGGCUCUUCUUCCAGAAUGCGGGCGUCGGUCCCAUGCAGGGACAGGCUAACCACUUCGGGCGCUAUGCUCCCGAGCGCAUCGAGUAUGGUGUGAAUCGCUAUGUGAACGAGACCCGCCGCCUGUACAGAGUCCUUGACGACCACCUUGCCAAGUCAAAGUCGGGCUAUUUGGUGGGCGAUCGUGCCACUAUUGCUGAUAUCUCUCACUGGGGAUGGGUGGCCGCCGCAGGAUGGGCUGGUAUUGACAUCGAGGAGUUCCCCAACUUGAAGGCAUGGGAAGAGCGCAUGGCAGCGCGGCCAGCUCUUGAAAAGGGCCGCCACGUUCCUAGUCCCCACACCAUCAAGGAGCUGUUGAAGGACAAGGCUGCGAUGGAGAAGAGCGCUGCGCAGGCUAGAGAGUGGGUCCAAGCGGGUAUGAAGCAGGACGCAAAGAACAAGAUCUGA